AUUAUCAUCUUAUUCAGGUUCUUAUCAACUCUUCUUCUCUGCAACUGCAUUAACUUUGACAAACCAAGCAAAUUCUCUUUACAAAAAGCUGAGAGAACCCCAUUUAUCAAUACUUGAAAAAAGAUGAAGUGGGGCAGAAAGAAACCAUCUUCAUCUGAUUCUUCUCGUUCUUUCUUAAUCUCUCAAGUUAUACCCAAUUCUUGGCUGACGAAGUUCAAGCAAAUGAGCAUCAACUCAGGCCAGAAACAUGCAAAGCAGAAAGUGAAGUGGAAUUCUGUGUAUACAAACUCCUCCCGCUGUUCUGGUGGCGGAGGUAAAUUUUAUGGAGGUGAUGGUGAUGCUUUUUGGAGGCUAUCGUUUGGAGAUGAGAGUCUUGAUGACAUGAAGAAUAGGAAUGUUUUGCGAUCAGUCAGGUAUAAUUCAGACGAUGAUCUUGGAUUGCCACCGUCAAGCUAUCAUAGAUCAAAAGCUUCAACUGUUAAUGGAAAUGAACAGGCUCAGAAGUUCUGUAACAUGGUUUCUCACGCGAGAACAAUCAGAGGAAUGCCAAAAGAAGAGGCUUUGACAGAAGCUAUAUGUACAAGGGAGAAGGUAGCAGAAAUCAGAACACCAAGGCUGAAAAUUGAAAAAGCUAAGAGAUUGAAGAAAGGAAAUCAAAGGGUUUUCGAAGAAAAACAAUUAGAACAAGAUGGAAGACCACAUGAAGCAGAAAGGAUUCCAAGAAAUGCAGAAGCGAAGAAUAUGUAUGAAACUGAACCUCGAAGAACAGGUGGGAUGGUUGAAAGGGAAGAUGUUAAGUUGGCAGCUGCUGAUUCAAGGAAAGAUUGCUACUUCUCUUCCAUGAAUUCAAGAGAUUCUUAUGGAAGAAAAGUUGAAGAUUGUGUUUUUGCAGCAGAGAAUAACAAUGUUGGAAUUUCUGCAGAGGAGUUUAGCUUUCAGUGGCAGAAAUUGAAAGAAAAGAAGAUUGAAGGGCUCAAGACAAGAGGUGAAGAACAGAGGAAAUCUCUGUACAUAAGCAGGGAGUUGCAGAGGAAAAGACCAAAGCACAACAGCAAAGUAAGAGUUUAUUCUCCAAGAACAGCUUCAAAAGCCGAAAUCUGCAAAAUAAAAGCUCUGGAGGACAUGAAGAAAGCCAAAUUGAAAAUGAAAAAGAAGGCAAAGGAAAAACAAAUGGAGGAAUUCAAGGGUUUAGAGAGCUUUGCCGUGGUGAAAUGUUCAUAUGAUCCCCAGAAGGACUUCAGAGAUUCAAUGAUUGAGAUGAUUAAAGAGCAGAGGAUUAGGCAGCCAGAAGAGCUUGAAGAACUCUUGGCAUGCUAUCUGACAUUGAAUUCUGAUGAGUACCACGAUCUCAUCAUAAGGGUAUUCCGGCAAGUAUGGUUCGACCUGAACCGAGCUUGUUUCCAUAGUGAAUUCGAUAAUGAAGAGGGUUACUAGGGAUUAACGA
Messenger RNA from Manihot esculenta (cassava), 1444 nucleotides. Its product is annotated as transcription repressor OFP5. Lineage: Eukaryota; Viridiplantae; Streptophyta; Magnoliopsida; Malpighiales; Euphorbiaceae. The coding region runs from base 124 to 1434 and encodes 436 amino acids. The record is from RefSeq and is a predicted model, not a curated record. Gene Ontology annotation, biological process: negative regulation of DNA-templated transcription. The transcript has a single exon.